Molecule: messenger RNA, 7018 nt
Organism: Anolis carolinensis (green anole)
Lineage: Eukaryota; Metazoa; Chordata; Lepidosauria; Squamata; Anolidae
Gene: fyco1
Product: FYVE and coiled-coil domain autophagy adaptor 1
Exons: 18
Coding region: 235-4836 (1533 amino acids)
Biological process (GO): plus-end-directed vesicle transport along microtubule; positive regulation of autophagosome maturation
Cellular component (GO): lysosome; late endosome; autophagosome
Molecular function (GO): metal ion binding
Source: RefSeq, a predicted model, not a curated record
CACCAAGCUAGCCGGGGCUUCUGGGAGUUGGAGUCUAAAGAAGCUGGCGAGCCGAAGGAAGCCGUUUCUCCCCCUGAGAUUCUCUCACUCCUGAGUCCCGGAGUGAAACCUUUGCGAAAUGGAUCGGAUCUGAUGCUGCAAAGAUACCUGGUCACCACUGCUAACCAAAUGAUCAUCCACAACAUGAACACCACCUUUCGGAGAAGCUGAACAGUGCACAUUUGUUUUUUGACAAUGGCAGGAAGUAGUGGAGAAAGUCAGCUGCAGAGGAUUAUCCGAGAUUUGCAAGAUGCUGUCACAGAAUUGAACAAAGAAUUUACAGAAGCUGGCGAACCAAUCACAGAUGACUGUGUCAGUUUGCACAAAUUUUCCUACAAGCUUGAAUAUCUUUUGCAGUUUGACCAGAAGGAAAAGUCCACUUUACUGGGUCACCGGAAAGACUACUGGGAUUACUUCUCCGACUGUCUGGCUAAGGUUAAAGGAGCAAAUGAUGGAAUUCGUUUUGUGAAGUCUAUUUCAGAACUCAGAACUUCCCUUGGCAAGGGAAGGGCAUUUCUCCGUUACUCCUUAGUGCACCAAAGACUUGCAGAUACUUUGCAACAGUGUUUUAUGAAUACCAAAGUUACAAGUGACUGGUACUAUGCAAGAAGUCCUUUCCUCAACCCCAAAAUGAGUUCUGAUAUCAUUGGUCACCUUUACGAGUUAACUGAGGUUCAAUUUGAUUUGGCAUCUAGAGGCUAUGACUUAGAUUCAGCAUGGCCCACAUUUGCCAGGAGAACAUUAUCUUCUCUUGGCUCCUCAGCUUACUUGUGGAAACCACCAAGCCGCAGUUCGAGUAUGAGCAGCUUAGUGAGCAACUAUCUGCAGGCACAAGAGAUUCCUUCUAGUCCCAAUGGGAACAAUUUUUUAAAUAAUGAACCCCUUGAGGGCCUAGAUGAGUUGCACACAGAGCUUGACCAGGCAGAGCUGCGGCAAAAGGAACUGCAGGAUCGGAUCCAUCAUCUGGAAAAGGAGAACCAGACACUUCAGGCAGCUGUCAGCUUCGAGCAACAGCAAGCUCAGGCCGAAAGGGAGAACAGUGGCCGGAUCAGAGAGGAGAAUGUCAGGCUCACAAAAAUGCUUGAGGAACUGGAGAAACAACGCGAAAUCUCCUACUGCACUCAGGGUACUGUACAGGACCUGCAGAAAUGUUUGCAGGUGUUAGAACUGAAUGCUGCUGAGAAACAAAGCGAAUACUCUGCAAGGCUUGAGGAACUGGAGGCCAGCAAAAGGGACUCUGACUCGAAGCUACUUCUCCUGAAUCAAGAACUGGAAAGCAGCAGAUCCUCAAUGACCAUGAAGGACGUCUGCAUCAGUGAACUUAAGGCCAGUCUGAAGUCAGCAGAGCAGAAGAAUGAGGAGCUCAUAGCCAAGACCCUCCUGAAUGAAAAGGGACAACAAGCCAAGCAGUAUGAAUCUGCACUGAAGUUUGAGGAGUUGCAGAAGAAGGUCCGUACAGUAGAACAGGAGAAGGUUGAUGCCUGUAAGCUAAAUGACAAACAUCUUUCUCAGCUUAAAGUUACAGAAGAGGAGCUGCAUCUGAAAGAUGAUGCUCGGAAGGAGCUUGAACUGAAGUUGGAAAACCUCACCAUCAGCUGUAAAGAAGAAUCUGAAAAACUGAGUCUUAAACUGGAAACCAUGGCAACCGAAAGAGCUGUUCUUGAGAAACAGCUAGCAGCAAAAGGCAAGGAGGCAGCUGAUCUUCAAAUCCAGUUGAAAGAUUCAUUGGAAUGUGUAAAAUCAUUGGGGGGGAAACUUGAGGAGGAAAGGGAAGAGAAGGUGGAACUCGAGAGGUCCUUCAGCCUUAAAAAAACAAGAAUGGAACAAGAAGUAAAAAACACAAUGGAUCAGCUUGUGUUGCUGGAAAUUAAACUAUCAGAACUAAGUCAGAGAGUUAAUAGCUUAGAGGAACAAAAAUCAGAACUUGUUUCUGAAAGAGAUUAUCUCAGAAAAAUAUUAGAAAAAAUGGAGCAACAGGCAAUCGAACAGAGCUCUUCAUUGAGAAAUGCCUCUGAAAGAUAUGAGAAGCUCAAGUCCCAGAAUGCAAAGCUGCAACAAACCAAUCAGAAAUUAGAAGAUAAGUGGAGAGCGCUGGAAGCAUCUAAAUCCUGUUUAGAAGCUGAGGUUGCCAAAUUGAGAGCCUCUGAGAAACAACUCCUAAAUCAAAUAGAUGAUGCUGUAGUGUCUGUGGAUGAAAAGGAGAAAAAGCUUCGAGAAGAAAACAAGCUUCUGGAUGAAAACCUGCAGAAUGCCACAAGGCAAAGCCAAGUUCUGGAAGAGAAGGUGAAAACUUUGCAGAAGGACUAUCAAGAAUUGAAACAGAACGAAGACACUAUGAAGGAGUCUUUAAGUGUACUUGAAGCCAAGCUCCAGAGCACCAAAGAGCAUUGCUUGCAAAUGGAAAAUAAUUUGUCUUCUUUGAGGAAGAAUGAAGAAUCUUUGAAGACACUGCUUAAAGAGAAAGAUGAGGCAUUGCAGUGCCUGGAGAGUCAGUGCAAGAAGUUUCAAGGAGAAAUUGAGAGGUGCAGGAAAAAAGUGAAAAUUCUAGAAGCAGAAAAAGCAGAUAUUGAAAAUAUGUGUCUCCAUCAAACGAAGGUGAUUGAAUCCAUUAGUUCUGAAAAGACAUCUUUAGAGAAAGCCCAGUUGGAACAUACAGCCUGUCAGGGGAGAAAAGAAAAAGAUCUGGCUUCCAGAUUGGCUCUUUCUGAAGAACAGCUGCAUAUCAACCAGGCAGAGGUAGGUAGGCUUCAGGAGAAAAUGAUGGACCUUCAGGCUAAAUUUCAGCAAACGGUUGCAGAGAAGGAGAAACUGCAAGGCAAACUGGAUAUCCAUGAGACAGUCCUAAAUGAGCAUAAGUCCCUGGCCCUGCAGCUGAAGGAGCAAAAUGAAGCCCUCAACAGGAACCAUGUGCAGGAACUGCUUCAGUGUCAGGAGCAGGAGGAAGGGCUGAAAAAGGAAAGAGACCAGAAAGUCCAUCAGAAGGCCGAAAUGGAAAAGAGUGUGCUGUGCCUCACAGAUGAAUUGUCCAGGGUCAAGCAGUGUUUGGAGAUGGUUAACAUGGAAAAUAUGGAAAUCAAGGAUCUUCUCCAUCGGACCAACACUGAAAUGGCUGAACUGGGUAUUCAGAUUUGCACUCUGACAUCUGAAAAGGCAGACGCAGAAGAAAAGCUGUCCCAGCUCAUGGAAGAACUGAGUGCUACCAAAGAAAGAGCAGCUAAAGAUCAAGAGGAGCUUCACAAUGCUCUCUCAAGGCUCAGUCAAGAAAAAGAAGGUCUGCAAGAGAAACUUGAGGAUUCUGAGAUUUACGCCGCCACUGUACCUGACCUGCGGACUCAGCUAGAGACAGCAGAGAGACAGGCCCAGAGUCUGCAAGAGUUCAGCAAAGAGGAGCUAUCUGCAGUCAAGUUUCAGCUGAGUACAGAAAUUAUAAACUAUCAAACCAAAUUUAAGGCUGUCAACGAAGAAUGUGAACACUUACAACGGGAACUUGAAAAGAGGAGCCAGCAAGUAUCCAUUGCAGAAGAAGCACUCAAAGACAUGCAGGCUGCGAAAAGAGACCUGUGCACAAAACUGGAUCUUGCCAUGGAUUCGAUAACUGAGUGCAAAGCAGCGCUGCAAAAAAAGGAUGAAGAGUUAGAUCAACUUCAAGAAGAUCUGAAAAGGGCCCAGCAGGAUGUCUGCAGAGCAAAUGAGCAAAUUCAGUACUCUAGUGAUAACCUCAACAAGAUGAAAUCAGACCGUGACAGCAAUGAGAAGAAGUUACUAGCUGAAUUAGAUGACCUCACAAGAACAAAGCAGUUCCUAGAAGAACGGUUGAUUGAGCUUCUUAGGGACAAAGAUGCCCUGUGGCAGAAGUCAGAUGCUCUGGAAUUCCAACAAAAACUGACUGCAGAACAAAGAUGGCUCGGUGAUGCAGAAGUAAGCAGCUGCCUAGACUGCCAAAAAGAAUUUGGCUGGAUGAAUCGUCGACACCAUUGCAGACUGUGUGGACGCAUAUUCUGCUACUACUGCUGCAACAACUAUGCUAUGUCAAAACAGACUGGCAAGAAAGAACGCUGCUGCCAAUCUUGCUUUAAAAAAGCAAGCAACUCUGGAUCAAACGUUACCCAAGAAGAAUCAACAUCAAGUUUGCUGGCUUCACCUUUGUCCUUGGUCCAGAGAGUUAUAGUUACAAGUGAAGCCUCUAAACCCACAGAUGAUGCAGUGUUUGAUAUAAUCACAGAUGAGGAAGUGGGCCAAAUACAGGAGAGUGACAACAAAAGCCAAACUGAAGACGUAUCUCUGGACCAUAGCAUUACUGAUCUAAACAGCACAUUGAGUUCCUUAACGUUUGAUGAGUCUGAUGACUUGCAAAUGAUCCAAGACGUAGAAAUAUGCUUGCUGAAGUCGGGAGAACUGAUGCUAAAGCUGCCACUCACCGCGGAAGACAUUUUCAAGUUUGGAGAAGCUAACAGAGAAUUAUUCAUUAAGUCAAACACUUACAGCACCAUCCCUAUCACUGUGAUAGAAACUGGCCUUACAAUAAGCUGGGUGUUUUCCUCAGAACCAAAGAGCAUUUCAUUCAGCGUCGUGUACCAGGAAUCAGAAGAAGCACCGCUGGACCAAAGUAAAGUUCUUAUUCCUAUGACUCGCUGCAACUCUCAUAAGGAAACCAUACAUGGGAAGGUGAAAGUCAGAAAUCCAGGGAUAUACAUCCUAAUAUUUGACAACACUUUCUCGAGGUUUAUCUCCAAGAAAGUAUUUUUUCACUUAGCUGCUCAACGCCCAAUAAUCUACGAUGGAAGUGAUUUUCCAUAGCCUUGAAUAUGUGUAAUAUUUAUAUACUGUAUUUUUUCCAAAUUAUAUUUUUUAAAAACACUAUUAUUUAUAUAUUCAAGAGAGCACUAAAAUUACAGGUGUGUCUGAAGCCCUCUUAGGGUUAUGCAAUAAUUUUUUGAACCACUUAACACGGAGCCACUUAUAAAAAGGAGUCUAAUUUCCAUAGGAACACUAAUGAUUCUGGACUGUGUGCCAAUCAUUUAUAAGCCAUUUUGUUUAUCUAAAAUAACCAAAAAAAAUAGCUAUGCAGUGCUGCAUUUGAUGCAAAAAAUGGCACAUAAUCCAGCUAUACCUUUUCAAAGGGCUAAGAAAUAUGCAGUGUGCUUUUGAUUUGCUAGGUUGGAAGUUGUAUAUAAAGAUGUGAAAGUAGUAUUGGUUCUACUCUUAGCUCUUUUCUAUUAAGUGCUGCGAAAGGGAUGGAAUUCAAGUCCAGCUCUGCAAAAUCAGAAGGUAUUUUUAACAGGGUUCAGUCUAGACAUGCUCCACAUGCAGGAAGGUGGCAGUUAAACUCCAGCCAAUUUGCAAAUGGUCAUCGCACAAGAUUUUUGCAGAGUGAUUCUUCAUGUCUUUCUCCUCCCCAAACACAGUAUAUUGCUGUGUGGUCACAACCAAACAUUGCGUAAAAGUGGCUUUGGGUCAGGUUACAUAGCCUUGGAUAUGUCUAUAAAAGUAUACUAGCAUUUAUUUGUUCCCAAUGUGAAAAUUCCCAGUUCUUGUCAGUUCCAAUCCUUUGGAUCUCACUGUGGAAGAAAAGUGAGACAUAAAUGGAAUAAAUAAAUACAUAUAUAUGAGGCAAAGCACAACUUGGUUGGCAAGUGAAUGCUUGCUGUACUGUAAAACAACGGAAUAUCAAUGUGGACCUUUAUUGUUCUAAUUUUAUGUUAUAUUUUCACAAUUUCAUAAUGUAGCAAUACUGGUGCCUCAGUUGGCCCUGGUAGCAGAGUAAUCUUAUAGUGUUUGUUUUUAGGGUGGUCCCAAUUUUUUGCUUUUAAAUGCACAAUAAGGUCUAGAUUUGACUCGUUCCAAACCUGGCAAAUUGAUGGCUGUUUUCACAUGUCAUUUUAAGUCAGAAAACAUCGUUUAAUGAAUGGGGUUAAUGGACACUAAGUUGGUACAUGCAACCUGUUUACUCCAUUUGCAAAAACUGGUAAACAAACCAAAAAAAGGAAAGCCUUAAAUAACAGCAAAACUUGGGAUUAAGUCAAAUGCAUCCAGAUAAGCCAGGAUUUGUAAAGUCAGUUUCAAUUCUAACUUGUUUGUCACAGUCGAUCGUACUUUCAGAUUUGGACAUGAUGCAGACCUUUUUUCUGGUUUGUUCACCUGUUGCGACAAGGCAAACAGAAAUGAUAAGAUUGGGUGUGUCAAUUCAUAUCUCAUUCAUAUUAUUUCUUAACAGCUACUUUAGCAGACCACUCAUUUAAUUUUAAACACAAAGUGUGUCUUAUUUUAAUUCAGCAUGAAUAAGGCUGUUUUACCAUUUAGAGUCAUUAAAUCACAAGGUAAGCUAUUUUUAAAAAACAAGAUUUUCAUAGGAAUACUAAUGAUUCUGGACUGUGUGCCAAUCAUUUAUAAGCCAUUUUGUUUAUCUAAAAUAAACAAAAAAAAUAGCUAUGAAAUGCUGCAUUUGAUGCAAAUAUUCUAGCAAGGAGACUGAUCCAUGAUAGAGGAAGGAAAACGAUACUCCGGUUCCUUUGGUUAAAAGGUGCUAUGUUGUGUUGGGAGCGGAAAUUACAAUAUGACUGAACUGCAACUCACUUCUUACCAUUCACAGACAGAACAUCUCGUACACUGGAGUUUCUUUGUAUGUUUCACACCCCUACAGACUUAUUCUAAUCAAAACUAUGUGACAUAACAAUGGGGUUAGUUGCAUGAUAUUGCCAUGAAUUAUUACUAUGCAGAUUUUGGCAGUGGCUAUACCAGCACAAGGCCACUGUAAUAUACCGAAUACUUGCUAGAGUACUGGUAUAGUCCUGCAGAGAUGUAUGGAUUGACCGAUACAGUUAAGAAGAUAUUGCGGGAGAUAACAUAGAGAUUACAUCUGUGGUAUUUUCCAAUUUGUACAUUUGCCACUGAAUUAUUUAAUGGUGUUGUUAUUGAAGUGCCAGAAGUGUCUUUUAUUUUGAACUAAGCAGCAAUAAAAAUUUCAAUGCUAGAAGCUGAA